Exaiptasia diaphana is the source of this 2458-nucleotide messenger RNA. RefSeq names its product major facilitator superfamily domain-containing protein 6. The transcript is spliced from 3 exons. Gene Ontology annotation, molecular function: transmembrane transporter activity. Gene Ontology annotation, cellular component: membrane. The record is from RefSeq and is a predicted model, not a curated record. The coding region runs from base 395 to 2083 and encodes 562 amino acids. Lineage: Eukaryota; Metazoa; Cnidaria; Anthozoa; Actiniaria; Aiptasiidae.
GUAAAAGAAACCGUUUGUGAAAACAUCUGAUGGAAAGGAUAUCUGAAUUCAAUAUCAUUAAGAACAAAAGAGGUUGCAAUGUUAUCUCACAAACUGUGAAUAUUCAACAUAUUAAUGUAUAAACAGGCAAAGUGUGUGGGUCAGCUGUUCCUAUACAACCCUACGAACGGGCAACAGUCUAAUAGGACGCGUUCGUAACUACUUCUAUUUUCGCUUUCACAGAGGUGACACGAUAUGCAUAUAUGGUUUGAAAUAAUUUAUUCAAACUGAACUUAGAAAAAGCAACUUCAUAAUAGCAAUUUACUUGUCAAAAGAAGCAUUAAUUGCUCCCUUAAAAUACAGUUGAUGUGUUUGGUUCACGAAUUCAAAGAGGAACAGCAAGAUAUCUGAAAACAUGAMGGCGACUAAAAGUGAGAAAAACCAAGAACAAACAGGGAAAUCGCAWGAUGAAAAGRCGUCGUUGAAGCAAGAUGAAGCCACAGACUCCAACACAUCUUGUAGYAAAGUCAACAAGGAUUUAAUAGUUCCGAAAUUCUCGUUCUUCUUCUUCUACAUGGCAAUGGGCGCCUUUCUACCAUACCUUGGUGURUAUUAYAAGCAGCUMUGGUUGAACGCGAGAGAGUCGGGAAUUCUCCUYGGUAUUCGACCKUUUAUUAAGAUGCUUUGCUCACCAAUGUGGGGUAUGUUAACAGACUAUCUCCACAAACCAAAACUUAUACUGCUCUUUUCAGUUCUUGGUACAAUGGUCGCUCAUUGGUCUCAAAGCAUUGUAUCACCGUUUGUUCUGCCAUGUUAUGAAAAGAACACAACGAGUGUUGUUUCUGUUAAAACAAGAUCUAUCAACCAACURAUUGCAGACGAACCUGACUUUGUGAUUGAUAAWGCUAAAGAACUUGAGCCUAGGUUUCCUCUAUAUGAUAGAAAUCAGGAAAACGAGUUGGGAAAUGAAGAYAAGGGUCAAGGUCCAUCRAUGUGGAAGCCCGCCAUGUGGGAAAGCAAAACGAACAAGAGAAAAAAUAUACAUUUUGCAAAGAAAAUUAUGAUUAAAAAUACAAAAGUAAAAUCCCCAAAGCCGAGCCAUGAUUUCAGAAUAAGAGACAAUAAGAAGAUUUAUCUAACUUUACUAAUAUUGAUCAUAUUUGGWGAGAUGGUAGCUGCACCAGCUCCCAUGUUGACKGAYAGCGGGACAUURAACCUCCUUACUGGCCGUGAACACGAGUAUGGAAAGCAGCGACUAUUUGGUUCUUUUGGAUGGGGAUUCGGGUCAUUACUGUCUGGWGCUAUUGUWACAGCGUUUCAUUCCUGUCCAUACUCUGAUAACAUCAACUAUGUUCCAGUUUUCUAUGUUUUUGCUGUGGCUAUGUUCUUGGCGUUCGUUGUUACAUGUUUCUUUAAAUUCACUAGUUCUCAUGAGAGCCAUCACGAUGAMUCAAGAGCGCAGAAUUGUAUUCGAGGAUUAAUGCUUUUUAAAAACGUAAAAAAUGCCGCCUUUAUUUUCGUAUUAUUCUUUCUUGGAUUUCUKCACAGUCUCAAACUGUCGUUUCUGUUCUGGUUUCUACAAGACAUCGGUGGCACUCCAAUCCUUUUCACGCUGAUUCAGCUUGUCAGUUCAUUGUCGGAGGUGAUUUUGUUUUUUGUGGCUACGUACAUCGUUAGAAAACUCGGCCAUGAUGCCGUACUGUAUGCAGGGUUAUGGAUCUAUGCUGUCAAGUACUUGCUGUACUCUUAYAUUGAACACCCUUGGUAUGUUUUACCCAUUGAAAGUYUACAAGGUGUGACUUAUGGUUUGGUAUGGACAGCAAGUGUGUCGUAUAUUACCUCGUCACCAGGCUCCGGCGCAACCAUUCAAGGCAUCAUCCAUGGAGUCUACUGGGGACUAGGGUUUGCCGUUGGUGGAGUGGUUGGUGGUUUYCUGGUUCAUGUGAUUGGCGCUCGCWCAACCUUCAGGCUAAUGGCCGCUUUUUCGUUGGGAAUUCUUAUCAUCUUCUUUACUUUAAACAAUUUGUACGAUAGAACUCACUCGGGYUACAUGGAGGUAUCAACGGAAGAAAAGAAGGACAAGAAAAACAAAAGCAAAGAUUAACAGAAAUUUGAAURAAAUKUYAAAUAUUGAAAAUUAWAUAAGGAAGGAGACAGRGAGUCGAAAAAAAUUAACUUUAAGAAAAGCCAAWAUAUGAAAAUUUAAGAACUUAGCAUUUCAAAUGCUCGGAGGGCCAUACUCUAAACAUCAAUGGAUUGAUUUUGAUAAUAUAUUCAUAGAUCAAUAUGUUAUUUAAUAGCUAGAUCAAGUGCGCGCAAUGUGGGUGUCCAUGCGUAAUAUAGAAGUGUCCACAGAAUAAAAAAUUCCCAAAGGUAUAGUAAAGGUGUUCGUAAUAUAACGCAAUGGUGGUAAAGACAUAUUUUAUUUUGUAAUAAAGCGAGGAUCAUUUAAAUCAAAUUAAAAGUUUAAUAAAUGUCA